AUGAUGAUGCUGUUGUCGUCAUCAUCGUCGUCUUCAUCCUGGUCGUCGUCAUCGUCAUCGCACAUCAAGCGACUUUCGGAAACUCUCCGAAGAAUUACAUUUGCAUUUCCGGAAGGGCAGAAAAAAGAGAGAGAAGACAUAGGAGAAGGGGGAGUGGGGGGUGGAGGGGAUGAAAAACGGUUGCGGCACUGGUGGAACGUGGAGCCAUCUUCAAAGUCGGCAUCGUAUUUUAUCUUAUCGUGUUUUGAAGACCGAUAUCCCGAAGGUCCAACAUACCACCAGUAUGGUAUCAGAUGUGGAAUUAAACUGCCAUAA
Messenger RNA from Enterobius vermicularis (human pinworm), 315 nucleotides. The record is from the annotation of a GenBank genome assembly. Lineage: Eukaryota; Metazoa; Nematoda; Chromadorea; Rhabditida; Oxyuridae.